Messenger RNA from Jaminaea rosea, 2366 nucleotides. Its product is annotated as putative 5-aminolevulinic acid synthase. Lineage: Eukaryota; Fungi; Basidiomycota; Exobasidiomycetes; Microstromatales. The transcript has a single exon. The record is from RefSeq and is a predicted model, not a curated record. The coding region runs from base 111 to 2255 and encodes 714 amino acids. Gene Ontology annotation, biological process: heme biosynthetic process. Gene Ontology annotation, cellular component: mitochondrion. Gene Ontology annotation, molecular function: 5-aminolevulinate synthase activity; pyridoxal phosphate binding.
GCCGCCGCCGGCCAUUUGUCAACCAGUCGCAGCAUCGACUCACUCCUCCCCAUUCUAUCCUACCUCACCACUCCCCUAAUCCGUUCUCGUCUUUGGUACAGUCGUCUACCAUGGACCGCUCGCUCUCAUCUCUGCGACAGUUUCGCACCUCGUGCCCCUACCUGGGUCGCACUCCCAUGGGCCAGCUUCGAAAGAUGUCGCACACGCCCUUUCUUCCUGGCGGACCCACUCGCCUCGCCGUUCGAGCGCAGGAGUGCCCCAUCAUGAAGGAGGCUAUCGGUUCUGCUGAGGAGGGCACCGCAAGCGCCAACAUCAGCGCUUGCCCCGUUCAACACUCUGCCGCUCCUGCCGCUGCCACCACGGCUGCUGCUGGCUCCUUCCUCUUUGGCAGUGGCCCCAACACCUUCAUCGGCUCUGGCAUCGCCCACGCCGUAAUGGGAGGCCAGAACACAGCCGCCGCAGCUGCCAAGUGCCCUCACAUGCGUAUGAUGAUGAACUCUGCUCAGCAGCAAGCCCGUUUCGUCAGCCGCUCGACCGCUCACGAGGCCUCGGUCCGCGACAUCACGCCCAAGAACCAGCUCGACCGCAUUCACGCUCAAGAAGGCGUUCACACUGACGGCCGUGGCGAUUUCGCAAAGUGUCCUCACGCCAAAGCUGCUGCAGCAGCCGCUGCCGCUGAGCAAGCCGCCUCGUUUGCAGCGAUGGGUCGGACGCCGUUCCGUACCAAGUCCAUCAAGAAGCAGGUGAGAACGCCAGGCUCCGGUAUGGGCAUCCCGCCUACGCCCAAGCCCAAAGAAACGCCUGGGUUCGAUUAUGAGACCUUCUACCACAAGCAGAUCAUGGCCAAGCACGCCGACAAGUCGUACCGCUACUUCAACAACAUCAACCGGUUGGCUGGCAAGUUCCCGCGCGGUCACUUGUCCGAGGAAGGGCAGGAGAUCACAGUCUGGUGUGCUAAUGACUACCAGAACAUGAGUCGCCAUCCCAAGGUCCUCGAAGAGAUGUCGAAGACGCUCGCCAAGUACGGCGCAGGUGCUGGAGGAACGCGCAACAUCGCCGGCCACAAUCAGCACGUCGAGAAGGCAGAGGCCGUCCUGGCCAACCUGCACCGCAAGGAUGCUGCACUCGUCUUUGGCUCCUGUUACGCAGCCAACGACGCCACGCUUUCCAUCCUCGGCUCCAAGCUGCCCGACUGUGUCAUCCUCUCAGACUCGUCCAAUCACGCCAGCAUGAUUCAGGGCAUCCGCCACUCCGGCGCCCGCAAGAUGGUCUACAAGCACAACGACAUGGAGGACCUCGAGGCCAAGCUUGCCUCGCUCCCCAUUGACACGCCCAAGAUCAUCGCAUUCGAGAGCGUCUACUCCAUGUGCGGCACCGUUGGCCCCAUCGAGAAGACUCUUGACCUCGCUGAGAAGUACGGUGCAAUCACCUUCCUGGACGAGGUUCAUGCCGUCGGCAUGUACGGCCCUCGCGGUGCAGGUGUGGCUGAGCAUCUCGACUGGGAACUGCAGGAGUCUGGUCAGAACACAAAGGGAAGCCUGAUGGACCGCAUUGACAUCAUCACCGGUACGCUCGGAAAGGCCUAUGGGAACGUUGGCGGCUACAUCGCCGGCUCCAACCGCUUCGUCGACCUGAUCCGCUCCUUUGCCCCUCAGUUCAUCUUCUCCACGACCCUUCCUCCCGCCGUCCUCACUGGUGCCACCACGGCAGUUGAGAUUCUCAUGGAGUCGAACCACACGCGCCGUCUCCAGCAAGUGCGCACGCGCCAGACGAAGGACGCCUUGAUCGCCGCAGGCAUUCCGCUGCAGCACAACCCCUCGCACAUUGUGCCUGUCCUCGUCGGAUCGGCAGAGAAGGCCAAGCAGGCCUCGGACAUGCUGCUCGAGGAGCACGGCUGCUACGUCCAGCCUAUCAACUUCCCUACCGUCCCUCGUGGACUGGAGAGGCUGAGGAUCACCCCCACUCCGGGUCACUCGACGGCUGAUGUCGAGCACCUGGUCAAGGCGCUGGACGAUGUUUGGAACAAGUUGGGGCUGCGUCGCGUUGAGGAGCUGCGUAGCGCCAAAAAGGGGGAGGACGUUCUCGCCGACUUGUUCGUCGAGGCCGAGAAGGAUGAGGCGUCGCAGCCGCUUUGGACUGAUGAGCUGCUCGGUGUCCAGUCUGUCCUUGCGCAGCCUAAGCAGGCCGAGGGCGGGGAGGUCGACGUUGCAGCUGGUGUUCAGGUAGCUCCUCGCGAGCUGGCUGCCAGUGCCUGAUGAGACUUGACUCGAUACUCUUCCCGCGCCCACUGUCCCUGUCGUCUCUACCUUAUCUGCUCUCCUUUGCUUUACUUAAGUUCCAAUCUACUCGAUGCCAUCUUUUCUUCC